Molecule: messenger RNA, 810 nt
Organism: Staurois parvus
Lineage: Eukaryota; Metazoa; Chordata; Amphibia; Anura; Ranidae
Source: the annotation of a GenBank genome assembly
UCUCUUCAGCUGUUUGGCGCUUUGGUCCUGGCUAUCGGGAUAUAUGCUGAAGUAGAGAGGCAGAAGUACAAAACACUCCAUGGCGCCUUCUUGGCUCCAGCCAUCAUCCUCAUCCUCCUGGGAGUGGUCAUGUUUGUGGUGUCCUUCAUUGGAGUCCUGGCCUCUUUGCGGGACAACCUGUGCCUUCUUCAGGUGUUCAUGUACACAUUGGGGGUCUGCCUUCUCCUGGAGCUCACUGGCGGGAUCGUUGCCCUGAUAUUUAGAAACCAGACCAUGGAUUUCCUGAACAGCAAUAUUCGUCGUGGAAUACGGAAUUACUACGACGACCUUGACUUCAAAAAUAUCAUGGACUUUGUGCAGAAGCAGUUCAAAUGCUGUGGAGGAGAGGAGUACAUGGACUGGGAGAAGAACGAGUAUCACUCUUGUAUAGCUCCAGGGCCUCUUGCGUGUGGUGUCCCCUACACAUGCUGCAUCACUAACAAGACAACCACUGUGAUGAACACACUGUGUGGAUACCAAGCCAUGAAGUAUAAUAGACAGCAAGCACAGAGUAUCAUCCACCCCAGGGGCUGUACAAAUGCAGUCAUUAUGUGGUUUUUGGACAAUUACACUAUUAUGGCUGGGAUACUUCUAGGAAUUCUUCUUCCACAGUUCCUUGGAGUUCUUCUCUCCCUCCUCUACAUCAGCCGUGUAGAAGACAUCAUAAGUGAAUGGAACAGUUCAGCUGAUGUCCUUCUGGAGAAGCCUGAAAUUGAGUUUGUCUCUAAAGGCUGUUGCAGGUGUUAUCCAGGAAAGGAGUCUGAUGUCUGA